Cutaneotrichosporon oleaginosum is the source of this 2124-nucleotide messenger RNA. RefSeq lists its product as uncharacterized. Gene Ontology annotation, molecular function: transmembrane transporter activity. NCBI's taxonomy places the organism in Eukaryota, Fungi, Basidiomycota, Tremellomycetes, Trichosporonales, Trichosporonaceae. Gene Ontology annotation, biological process: transmembrane transport. The record is from RefSeq and is a predicted model, not a curated record. Gene Ontology annotation, cellular component: membrane.
GUCGGCCAGUCGGGCCACGGGCCCGCUCUACCUCUGCGUUGGAACCCAAGUCACUUCCGCCGUGUCGCCCGCUCACACCCAUCGGUAGGCUCCGCUGUGCACGGCAAGCCGCCGGGACCGCCUGGGCCCCGGGGGCGCGUCUGGGGGCGGGCCCCUGCGCCUCCGCAGAAGGGUAGAGAGGGGCCGAGGAGGUGGGCUGCCCCGGGACAGCCCCGGCAUUGCCAAACUUGCCCCGGCACCGGGAAACAAUGUGACUCGACUGUGGACCGAGGUGGAAGCCAUCGGCAGUUGGGGAAAUAAAAGGAGAUGCUGGACGCUGACUAGGCCCCCAUCUUUCUCUGCUGACAGCCUUUGCCGGCACCCUUUUAUUCGACGACCUACCCCCACACACGACGACCAUGUCCCAGCAGCCCAUGGCCGCCACCGCGCCGGUGGAGAACGGCGUCGAGAAGGUCGACGCCAAGCACUACGAGUCCAAUGGCUUUGCCGACAACGGGAGCGAUCACGAGAAGGGCGACACCCGUUCGGAGGGCGGAAUCCAGAAGGACAUUGACGCCGACAUCGACCCCGUCUUCCUCAAGCGCCUGAGGCGCAAGAUCGACUUCCGUCUGAUUCCCGUCCUCUCCCUCAUGUACGCCAUCUCGUUGAUCGACCGCACCAACCUGGCCAUCGCCCGUGCUGCCAACAACAACCAGAUGGACAGGGAGCUCGAGCUCAACAUCAACGGCGGCGACAACAACCGUUACUCGGUCAUCACACUCGUUUUCUUCGUCCCCUACAUCAUCUUUGAGAUCCCUUCGCAGAUCGGUCUGCGCAAGUUCGGCGCUCGCAUCUGGCUUGGCUCUGCUGUUCUUCUUUGGGGUAUCGUCAUGCUUACCAUGGGUUGGGCCAACAACUGGUCGGCUCUCGCGGCGCAGCGCGCCAUUCUUGGUCUUUUCGAGUCGGCUCUCUUCCCCGGUGCCGCCUACCUCAUUUCGUGCUGGUACCCCCGCAAGGACAUCGGCGUCCGCACCUCGAUCUUCUACAUUUCUGCCGCCGUUGCUGGUUCGUUCGCCAAGCCUCUCGGCUACUGCUUCUCGCUGCUUGACGGCAAGGGGGGGCUCACCGGCUGGCGCUGGCUCUUCAUCUUCUACGGUGCUCUUACCAUUCUUAUCGCCGUCAUCGGCUACCUCUUCAUCAUCGACUUCCCCGACAAGGCUACCUACCUCACCGAGGAGGAGAAGCGCAUCGUCACCCUUCGCAUCCAGCGUGACCGUGCCGACGCCGCUCCCGACCCGCUUACUGCUGCCAAGGUUUGGAAGUACAUGCUCCUCUGGCAGCCGUGGCUCUUCGCUUUCAUGUUCAUGAGCACCACCACCGCCACCUACUCGCUCGCCUACUUCCUUCCCACUAUUCUUACGCAGAUGGGCUUCAACAACAUCGAGUCGAUGAUGCUUGGCACUCCUGCGUACUUCUGGGCCAUCGUUCCUGCCGUCGUCUGCGGCAAGGUCGCCGACAAGUACCGUGGCACCCGUGCCUUCAUGGUCAUGAUCAACGCCGCCUGCAUCAUCAUCGGCACUUGCAUGUACGCCAAGCUCCCCAUCGCCCAGAAGAACGCUCGUUUCGCUGGCAUCUUCUUCGCCGUUGGUGGUGGCAACUCGAACGUUCCCCUCAUCAUCUCGUGGCAGGCGACCGCCAUUCGCUCGCAGUCUAAGCGUGGCUACGUCUCUGCCCUCUCGGUCGCCUUCGGCGGCAUUGGUGGUAUUCUCGGCUCUGCCAUCUUCUUCAACAAGGAGGCUCGCCGUGGAUACCCCACUGGUGUGAACAUGACUCUCGGCCUUAACGCCUUCACCUUUGCCUGCGCCGGCUUCCUGCACAUCUACAUGCGCAUGAUGAACCGCAAGGCCGACAAGGGCGAGACGGUUAUCGAGGGUAACGAGGACUUCCGCUACCAGCCCUAAGAGGCUUGCGCGGACACGGGAUGUUAGAGAGGAUAGAGGGAGAGGAUCAGUUUGGGCAUUGCGCAUUGGUAUAGGGAGGUUACUGUUGGGAAGGAGAGGAAGUAAUGGGGAGGUUGUAGCAGUAGCAGUAGCAGACAGCGUAGCAGGGUCGUAGUUGCAUCACCAUGAAGCCUGAAUGAUUGGC